Prorocentrum cordatum is the source of this 644-nucleotide messenger RNA. The record is from the annotation of a GenBank genome assembly. NCBI's taxonomy places the organism in Eukaryota, Dinophyceae, Prorocentrales, Prorocentraceae.
GCGGCGCGCGGCAAGCGGGGCGCGGCCGCGGCGGAGUUCUGGCGCUGCGAGCUGCGUCGCCCAGCGAGUCGUUCGACGAGCCCCGCCGGCCUGGCGAGACGGACGACGGGGAAGGCGAGGACGUCGAUUUGAGCAGGCUCGGGACGUUGCGGUUCGCUUUCGACGUGAUCCACCAGGGGAUGAAUUGCGAGAGCUCCACUGCGUUGGAGCUCACGAGGGAACUGCAGCAGUGGGUCGAGGAGAAUGAAGGCGUGGACUACAAGGGGAUGAAGACGAGGCACUGGGCCAGACGCCUUACGCGCGGGCUGGGCAGGCACCGCGCGCUGCGGCAGUGGCUCUGGACGAAGGGCGUGGCCCACACGCUCGAGGUGAAGGUGACACUGAACUCGUGCACAAGAACAAGGUGUUUCUGCGCCUGUGGCUGUCCAUACUGGACAUGUUGGCGAUCGUACUACGCCGUUGAGCUCACGCGGCGCAGCGAGCAGCACACCCAGCGCUACGAGGCCAUCAGCCACCACCACGCCGCCCUGCGGGGCGAGGUCGUGGACCUGGACGGCAACGACCUGCAGGAGGUCACGCCGGAGGAGUACGCCCAGGCCGUGGCGUUCAUGGUGUCGGAGUGGUGGGUCUGCAAGACGCGCUGG